AUGGUGCAAGAGCUAGUGGACAAGCUACCGCCAAGCUACAAGCUGGAAUGGGUCAGAUUUAAACGAGGAAGAGAAGGCACGCCUAUAAGAAAAUUCACUAAUUUCAUCACCGAGAUCGUUGCGGAUGUAUCCGAAGUGGCAGAUUUCUCCGUGGCUGAAAAGGAACAAAUGCGACCUGCCAGGACAAGCCCUAGUAAAAAGGAGUAUGUGCAUUUACAUGACUCAGGCCCAGAGCGAAGCGUCACUUCACAAUGCGGAACAUUCAGCAAGGCGUGUUGGAUUUGCAAUAGAACGGAUCACAUGAUCAAAUUCUGUGACGAUUUCAAGAAAAUGAACCUAGCGGAUCGCUUGAAAGCGGUCGAACGAGAAAAGUUGUGCGGUAUUUGUCUGAACAAACACGGUAGCCACCGGUUUAAUUCUAAGAUUCGCUGUAAUAUCAGGAAUUGUCGAGGAAACCACCAUCCUCUUCCACAUCGUGCAGAAGGGACGGUCCAGAUGCAGAAGGUCGUAUGCAACACGCACGAUGAAGGAAGAACAGUAAUUUUCCGCGUGGUACCAGUAACGCUGCACGCUGGAAAUAACAGAUUUGAUACACUGGCCUUUCUUGACGAGGGAUCGUCCACGACUCUUGUGGAUGAAAUAGUAGCGAAUCACCUACAAGUGACUGGCAAAUGUGAGCCUCUUAUUGUUACGUGGACUGGAAACGUUAACCGUUUUGAAAAUAGUUCACGAAAGAUAGAAAUUUCACUAUCAGCGAGAGGUUCGAAGCGAAUGUUUCCAUUAGAAAAUGUACGAACAGUUACAAAACUAGACUUGCCGAAACAGGAGCUACGAUUUUCACAGAUAGCGGUCAAAUAUAAGCAUUUGGAAAGUGUACCCGUGCUAGAUUAUCCGUUGGAGCAACCGACGAUUCUCAUUGGUUUGGACAAUUUACAUUUAUUUGCGCCACUAGAAUCGCGGGUUGGUGCUAAGAAUGAGCCGAUUGCUGUACGUAAGAAAAUGGGUUGGACCAUCUACGGGCCAGAAAAGAAUAAGGUGGGGGCGAAAGCUUAUUUGAAUCUACACUCGACUUUACCAGUCAGUAACCAACAAUUGCACGAUAUGCUGCAGACCCAGUACGUGCUGGAUGAAACCGGUGUGUCGUGUUUCGCUAUCCCUGAGCCGAAGGAAGAUAUGCGGGCGAAGGAUAUUCUCAAAACGACGACGAAGCGAGUGGGAAAGCAUUUCGAAACCGGAUUAUUAUGGCGCGAGGAUAAACGACGUUUUCCGGAUAACUAUUCAAUGGCUGUGCGCAGAAUGCAAGCCUUGGAACGUAAGCUAAGCAAAAACCCAGCGUUGAAACAGAACGUGUGUCAGCAAAUUGUGGAUUACCAAGUCAAGGGGUAUGCGCAUAAAGCGACGGAAUCAGAGCUCACUGAAACGCCGCUUAAGAUAGUAUGGUAUUUACCGCUAAAUGUUGUGGUUAACCCACGGAAGCCUGAAAAGGUGCGCCUAGUAUGGGACGCGGCUGCAUCGGUUGGUGGUAUUUCCCUUAAUUCUGAGCUUAUAAAAGGGCCGGAUAUGCUUGUGGCACUCCCUAGGGUGAUAUGUCACUUCCGAGAACGUCCUGUCGCAUUCGGAGGUGACAUUAAAGAAAUGUAUCACCAGAUACUAAUUCGACAGGAGGAUAAACAAGCGCAACGGUUUCUAUUCAGAGCGAGCUCGGCAGAGGCCCCGCAGGUAUAUGUUAUGGAUGUGGCCACCUUCGGGUCCACCUGUUCGCCUUGCCAGGCACAAUAUGUAAAAAAUCGGAACGCGGAAUCAUUCGCGGAAAAUUACCCAGAAGCAGUGGAAGCGAUUAUCAGUCGGCACUAUGUUGACGACUAUUAUGACAGCGUUAACACCACGGAAGAGGCAAUCAAAAGGGCCGACGAAGUUAAAUAUAUUCAUUCGCAGGCUGGGUUUCAUAUGAGAAACUGGGUUUCAAACUCAGCUGCGUUUCUAGAGCAUUUUGGCGAGGGGAUUGCGGAUUCGACUGUGCAUUUCAACCGGGACAAAGGUACUGAAUAUGAACGCCUGCUUGGUGUCGUAUGGGAGUCGACUGAGGAUGUUUUCUGUUUCGCAUCAGCCUCGAAGACAGAGUUUUCCGAGAUUCUACAGGGAAAGCAAUGUCCUACAAAAAGAAUGGUUCUUAGCUUCGUGAUGGCGCAAUUUGAUCCGGCGGGCUUUCUGGCGCCGCUCGUUGUUCGGGGGAAGAUGCUAGUACAGGAUUUAUGGAGAUCUGGCUGCGAAUGGGACGAUCGCAUUGAUGAUGUUUCAUUUAAGAAAUGGAUGCGGUGGACGCAACUUAUGCGUCAGGUUAAAUUAAUCAAAAUUCCACGAAGCUAUUUUGGCAACGCAAUGUCGCACGAAAUACAGGAUCUACAGCUGCAUAUUUUUGCAGACGCCAGUGAGACCGCAUACGGUUGUGUGGCCUACCUCACCUGUCGGGCGAUUAUACGAGAGCGGGUAGGCUGCGCAUUAGUCAUGAGUCGCUCGAAAGUGGCUCCAUUGAAGCAAAUCUCGAUUCCUCGCCUCGAACUUUUGGCAGCGGUUCUAGCCGCACGGCUUCAGCGAACAGUGGUUGAGAACCAUACGUUCACUAUAAACAAAGUGGUCUACUGGAUCGAUGCAAAUGUAGUUCUAUCGUGA
Sabethes cyaneus is the source of this 2670-nucleotide messenger RNA. RefSeq lists its product as uncharacterized. The coding region runs from base 1 to 2670 and encodes 889 amino acids. The record is from RefSeq and is a predicted model, not a curated record. The transcript has a single exon. NCBI's taxonomy places the organism in Eukaryota, Metazoa, Arthropoda, Insecta, Diptera, Culicidae.